Penicilliopsis zonata CBS 506.65 is the source of this 724-nucleotide messenger RNA. RefSeq lists its product as hypothetical. The transcript has 3 exons. The record is from RefSeq and is a predicted model, not a curated record. Bases 66 to 425 code for a protein of 119 amino acids. Lineage: Eukaryota; Fungi; Ascomycota; Eurotiomycetes; Eurotiales; Aspergillaceae.
CUGGUCCAGGCUCCACGACGCUUUUUUUCGUCGCUGGCUCCGCACUGCAGCUCAGCCAUUUGACCAUGUCGACGCCCACACCUCCAUCGACUCAGCCUGUUGCAUCCACAGUGCCUCAAGCAGGCAUGAGGAAAAACGGCAAAAAAUGGCAGACGCCUAAGAAAGCCUUUCGUCCUACUGCUGGUUUGACUUCAUAUGCAAAGCGACUCGAGGCCCGCAAACAACUGGAGAUUAUUAAAGAUCACGAGCGGGAGCUGAAGGAGGAAAAGGAGGCCGAGCGAAAGGCUUUAAUCCAGAAGAUCAAGGACCGGAAGGCUGCCAAGGAAGAGAAGGAGCGAUACCAGAAAAUGGCAGAAAAGAUGCACCAUAAGCGGGUUGAGCGACUGAAACGAAAAGAGAAGCGUAACAAGUUGCUCAACUCAUAAUAGACAGAGCGUGUCCGGAUUUUCUUGUCUAUGUUUUCGCCGAUUUAAGAGUAUACAAUGUGUUGGGGUCCAGAGGCUUGGGAUUUUCCCUUUAGGUUCGGUAUAUACCACUCCAGAGCAGUCUUCUGCGCAUUUGGAAUCAUUCAUGGAAUAGGCGUUUGGUGUGCGUUGAUCAAAAAGAUCAGGUAUGAUGAAAAAUGUCAAUAGUCAAAUAUGAUCAUAUCUGUUUUUAUAGAAAAGGUAUACCUAAAGCAGACUGUCAUAUAGUGCUUUCAAAGCAGUAAGAAGCUUUUGCCCCU